Xiphophorus couchianus (Monterrey platyfish) is the source of this 5834-nucleotide messenger RNA. It is a transcript of the gene pxnb, whose product is annotated as paxillin b. NCBI's taxonomy places the organism in Eukaryota, Metazoa, Chordata, Actinopteri, Cyprinodontiformes, Poeciliidae. Gene Ontology annotation, biological process: substrate adhesion-dependent cell spreading; transforming growth factor beta receptor signaling pathway; endothelial cell migration. The record is from RefSeq and is a predicted model, not a curated record. The coding region runs from base 150 to 3665 and encodes 1171 amino acids. The transcript has 14 exons.
GCGAACACGCCGCUGCGCGUUCACGAGUCCCUGUCCCGACUCAACUUGUGGAGCAGUGGAGAAGUUUGCAGAGCCAGAUUCAGACUUCGUAAACCGUCGACAAGGUCGCAAGGAAGGAAACUCAGGCCGGACACAACCAGGCAGUCGCCAUGGACGAUCUGGAUGCGCUGCUUGCAGACCUAGAAUCUACUACAUCCCACAUCUCGAAGCGGCCGGUCUUUCUGCCCGAUGAGACCCCCUACUCCAUCCCGACGGGCGGUCUCCCCUACCAAGACGCGUCCGUACCGCCUCCGGUUCCACCUCCGCCUUCAGCUGACGCUCUCAACGGCUCCCUGACAGAUCAACCAGACUCUCACCACUCCUCCCAACAGUCUUUAGGUUCGGCCCAUAAGAGCUCGUGGUCCAGAGACAGCAGCAGUUCUCCGCUGUCACACAUCGAAGAGGACCAUGUUUACAGUUUUCCUAACAAACACAAGAUGUCAGACUCAUCUCCAGCAGCCAUCACCUCUGCCCUGGGCAGUAACCUCUCAGAGCUGGACCGGCUUCUGUUGGAGCUUAACGCCGUGCAGCAGAGCUCCCCCUCCUUCCCCACUACAGAGGAGGCAGCUCCACCCUUACCGUCUUGCAGUAUCACCCACUAUGAGAACGGAGGCACUCCUGACAUCCUCGUAAGCCCCCCACCUCAGGAAAAACCAAAACGAAAUGGGAUGAGGCCGGAGGAAGCUCGACCCCCAGUGGAGGGUCUGCUGGAGGGUUCAGGUCCUUCACCCAGCUCUUCCACACGUCAUAGUGAUUUGGAUGCAUCUCAACAGCAAACAAGAAUGUCGGCUUCCUGUGCCACCAGGGAGUUGGAUGAACUGAUGGCCUCUUUAUCUGACUUCAAGCCCAGCUCUUUGGGCUCUCUGCCAGACCAAGCAGGGACACCAACUACCUCUCACCGUUCUCCAGCGUCUUCCUCCUUCACCCCAGUGGCUCCUUCUUCUUCUUCUCUUAGUCUUCCCCACCCAUCUGCCUCUUCUUUCCUCCCUUUAUCUGCUGCCCUAGAGUUGCACAUAGAUGAGGAAGGAAAGGAUAGUGGCUCUGCGAUGCCUCAUCCGAACCUUCUCGUACCACACAGUCCUACUUCGUCUCUUUCUGCUGCCAGUGACAUCGACUUGGACUCUGUCAUAGAUGUCUCUGCCACCUUGCUGUCCUCCCAAACAAAGUCCCUGCUCGUCCUCUGUCAGUCUGUUCCGUCUAGUUCCAGCUUGUUAGGAAAUAGCCCGAGCCUUUCCAAUGCCACUACCCCCUCUCUUACCUCUGUUAACACCGUCCUGGAGCGCAAGACCUCCAAAACCCCCAGUCCGUCUGCAGAGCGGCUUUCACCAUCAGUUAGUAAAAUGUUCUGUGCUCCUGAAUCUAUCAGCCCGCGGCCUGCUUGUUUUCUUGACCAGGACUUAGAUUUCACCUCCCCGCCUCUUUCAAAAAGCCGCACUCCCCCUCUGUCGACUCCUUCGCCUCUGCCUGCUGCUGCGUCUCAAUCUCUUCCGCACCUCCUAUCAGCACCGUAUUCGCCGCCGUCUGCAGUCUCUCCGCUGAUGAUCCCCUCUCCUCUGAUCUUCACCAGUACCAACAGACAGCUGUCAGAGGUGUCUCCUGUAGCCCAGAGAGACACUUCCCUCGCUUUACAGCAACCGUCUGCAGAGGAGCCCUCUCUUGACGAGGCCCUAGAUAAGCUUCUAGCGAUGAGUUUUGCUCAAAGUCAUACAUCACACACAGAGGAACCACUAGAGACGGUGGAGGCUCACUCUCUCGGGAACGGACUGCAGGAGGUGCAAGAGGACCUGAUCCUGCCCAUGGACAGAAGCUGUGUGCAACCCGACACGUUCGCCAGCACCACCAACACCAUCACAGACGACUCCAUAGACAUGGGAACCGACGGAAACGGAGACCUGGACUGGGCUGACGAGGAGCUGUCAAUGUCCCUACAUGAUGGACUAGAUGGCACCAUGACACCGUUCACUGAGAGGCUGUACACAGAUGGCAGCAUGACUCCAUUGACUGAAGCCAGCUGGAUGGAUGAGUCCAUGACCCCCUCCUCGUGCCCUGGGACCCCUGAGGUUGCCUUGGACAUGCCCCUGCUCCAAGCUCCCAGUAUAGACAGAGUCUCUGCGACGGGACAUAUAAAAUCGGUGAUUAGGCGCACUAAAGAGACUCCCAACGUGCAUCCUAUGUAUCGCGACGGUCACCUGCGCAGGAAGAUGGGCCCCGUCAUUGUAAACAAGAACUCGUCUCAGGACCGCCUCAUAGAGGAGCUUCAGGGUAAGCUCGGGAUCUGCCGCUCAGAGCGGCGCCGCAAACAGUCGGAUGAGUGGCUGACCGAGGGGGUCGUCGUCACGUCCAAACCCCAGCGUUUCCGUCCCGACGGAUGGGGCGGUGAGGUCGACAAGAUCAUAAUUCCUCCCGAGUCACCAGUCCCUGUCAGGAAGGUCCUCCCACCCCUUUCUCCCCCUAACCCUCUUCGCCCCGCUGUUAUAGAAGAACCUAAGAGACCACUCCCAGUACAGCAGCCCCCCGUCCCAACACCACCACGUCUUCCUCCACCUACCUCCUUUAAUUCACAAGCCAUCCGUGCUCAGGAGCCACCUCCUCCUUCUCGGCAAAUUACAAAAGCCAUACCCCCACCGGCGCCCGUUCAGGACCUUCCCAUCCCUAAGCCAGAACCCCCUCCUCCUGUUGUCCAUAUCCCAAACCAUCCACCACCGGUGGAGCCAGUACAACCAGCAGCACCAAAACUCCUGGUGUCUGUAGGCUGCCAAACAGAGUAUGACCCAUUCUUCCCUCCAAUGCAGAUCAUGGCCCAGGGGAAGGCCGGAAUUCCAGGUGGGCCACCCACACAGGUCAACAAGCUGGACAACAUGCUUGGUAGCCUGCAGUCUGACCUCAACAAACUGGGGGUGCAGACAGUUGCUAAAGGAGUCUGUGGUGCCUGCUGUAAGCCCAUUGUGGGACAGGUGGUGACUGCCAUGGGCCGUACCUGGCACCCUGAGCACUUUGUGUGUACACACUGUCAGGAGGAGAUCGGCUCCAGGAACUUCUUCGAGCGGGAAGGACAGCCGUACUGCGAGAAAGAUUACCACAAUCUGUUCUCUCCGCGAUGCUACUACUGCAACGGGCCCAUACUGGAUAAAGUCGUGACGGCGUUAGACCGGACAUGGCAUCCUGAACACUUCUUCUGUGCUCAGUGUGGAUCCUUCUUCGGCCCAGAGGGGUUCCACGAAAAGGACGGAAAGGCGUACUGCAGGAAGGAUUACUUCGACAUGUUUGCGCCGAAAUGUGGUGGCUGCGCCAGAGCCAUCCUGGAGAACUACAUCUCCGCUCUCAACUGCCUUUGGCAUCCCGAGUGUUUCGUUUGCAGGGUGUGCUUCACCCCCUUUGUGAACGGAAGCUUCUUCGAGCAUGACGGCCGGCCGUACUGCGAGGUGCACUACCACGAGUGCCGCGGCUCUCUCUGCUCCGGCUGUCAGAAGCCCAUCACGGGCCGCUGCAUCACGGCCAUGUCCAAAAAGUUCCACCCGGAGCACUUCGUCUGCGCCUUCUGCUUGAAACAGCUCAACAAAGGCACGUUCAAAGAGCAGAACGACAAACCCUACUGCCAGGGCUGCUUCAUCAAACUGUUCAACUAGAGAACCACAUUUAGAGCAGGCUAGAACUGUGAGCAGGGUCCGAUUAUAAUGCAGCGCGAUGCAAAAACAUUUAUUACCCUCUGGACUUUUUCCCACCUUUGACAGCCUUUAUGGAUUUUAUGCAAGAUGUCAACACAAACUACAGUAGUUUAAAAUUGUAAAGUUUAAGGAAAAUGGCACAUGCUUUUCAAAGUGAACCAUGUUCUUCCGUCUUCUUAUUAACAUUGAUUAACUUUCCUGUACCAGAGUAUGAUGCUGCCGCCGCCAAUUAGUAUUGUCCCAUGAAUGGCUUUUUAGCAAACAGCUAAAAAGUCCAAAACUUCAAAUUUGAUCUUUCACAUAGAAUUUGAGCAUAUGCAUUGCAGGUUGCGGUUGUGACAAAACUGAAAAAGUUCAAGAGGUGUAAAUGUUUUUGGGAAUGUUUCUGUCUGCGCUCUGCCAGUGAAAAGAAGAGUUUUCCUCUGGUGAUGAUGGAAGUAUGUUUUAGACUGAUUGUGUGCAUGUUGUUGAAGCAGGAUACUGUUUUCAUGCCAAGUUUGGAAAAAACAACAUUUCUGCUGACUAACAUUUUUGAAGUGGCUUUUAUUUGGUAAGCAAAUCUAAUGAAGACAUGUUCGGCAUGUAAAUGGUGUCAUAACCCUUUACAAAUACCAGAAGUGUGCCAUUUUUUCCCACAAAUCAUGGAGGCAGCAAACUUUACUUUUUUUCCCCGUUUCUAUAUGUUUGUAAGAUGUCAGCCGUUCCUUUAGGUUAGCCUAAAAUCGGUGUUAUUCUGCUUUUACAGUUUCUAUCAUUUUACAGUGUAGUGAAUUCAGACUGGAUGAGAUACAGAAAUCAUUAAUGUGUGUGUGUGUGUGUGACAAUUUUGCUCACUGGCUGAGUGUGUCAUUUUAGCAGGGAACAGAUUACCUAUUGUUUUUUUUUGUUUGUUUUUUGUUAGCUUUGGAAAUGGGCGGUCAGCUUUUUAUUUUUUACCACAUAUGAUGUCAGAAAGACUUUUAAACACUUGUUAUGUAGAAGAAAAUGGGGUAUGGAUAAAUCCACAUUGCUAUGAAACAUCAUGACUUUGGAAAUGUAACUCAGCUUGUGGUUAUUUAGAGAAUGGGAAAUGUGAAGUCACUCUAGAGUCGCGUUUAGAGUCAUUGAUCAAAAUCACUUGCGUAUGAAGAUUUAAGAAGUGUGGAGAUUAUGUUACACAGCUACUUUUUCUUUGAAGGAGAAGCCAAUCUUUAAUCACUUUCAGUGUCCACAGUUAUCUUUACACCGUCUGUAUCCUCGUCUGUAAAACCAAACGUGUAUCAAAUCCUAAUUUGUCACUUAGAAUGUCCACAAAUGGCUGUUCCGACAUUCUGCGCUGUCCGAUCAUUCCUCGUCUUUUCACUGGGCAAAAAUUAAGCUCGUCUCGCACAGGUGGAGCCACAUUGUUUGUAUCUCUUUCACUAUCGUUACUGUUUCGGACUAACUCCUGGGAGGGUUUCUGUAAAUAUUCAAUGCAGCUUACAUUGUCUGGAAUGUGCUUGGCGUAUGCGUUUCCUAACCACUUGUCCGGGGAUGAAGAGGCGAAGGUGUGGCGCAGAUACCCGGAUAUAUUUGCUGUGAUUACUGUAUUGGGAAACAGAUGAAUGUUGAGCAGUACACAAGCCGGCGGACAGCACGCCGUUUGCUUGUGACGUUCCUGCAACUAUGCAACUGUGGAUUGCCAGCGUGCGUUAACAGACUCUCUUUGCUUUUGUGCCUGUGGUUUGACACGCAGGCCAAUCACAGUAGGAAUCCAGUCUGUCUGUCAUGUUGUCUGUGAGUCCACUAAAAUGUGUUGGCUGUUACACGAGAACGCGGUGGUCUGCCAGAGCGAUUGGCAGGACUAAUUCAAAUCAUUUCCCACAGCAUGAGUGGCAUCUACUGUGUGACCACUAGGUUGGGUCUGUUCAUUACAAUUUGCCCUUUUGUCUUGUUCAGGGAAUUCUAGAGCCUUAUUUCUUUUCUUUAUUUAAGAUAUCAUGUUACAGGAGCCUUUCAAAUCAGUGUAGUGGCAUGUUAUUUAACCAAAGCCAUACCUUCUAUAAAUUCUUUUGUCUUUCUUUCCUUUUCACUCAGAAUGUCAGUCUAUAUGAAUAGUGAGAUUAAGCAUUGUUAGUCUGAUUAUGCAAAUAAAUUCUGUUUUGCUAUCAA